ACGACAAAGACCUCCAAAAUAUCGACGGCAAUUGCAAGAUGAGUGUAGAGCAGAAGAGAACGCCCGUCAAUGUAUUCACCGGUUUCCUCGGAUCAGGCAAGACCACCGUAAUCCUCUCCCUCCUAAAACACCUCCCAAAAGACUACAAAAUCUGCAUCGUCAAAAACGAAUUCGGCGAUGUCAAAGUCGACUCCGAACUCGCUCGAAACUCCAACGUAACCGGCGUUCAAGAAAUGCUCAACGGCUGCAUGUGCUGCGUCCUCGUCGGACAAAUGAAGAACGCGAUCCUCGAGCUCCGGGAUCAAUACAACCCUGACCGUAUUGUUAUCGAGACUUCGGGAAGUGCGUUUCCAGCGACGAUUGCGUGGCAGAUUAGGGAGUUGAAGGAUCAGGGGAUUUAUUUGGAUUCGAUUGUUACGGUGAUCGAUUGUGUGAAUUUUAGGGGGUAUGAGGAUACGAGUCCGACGGCUGCAAUGCAGGCGAAGUAUACGGAUUUGAUAUUGAUGAACAAGCACGAGACUGUGUCAGAGAGAGAUUAUGAUACGGUGCUGGAUCAUGUGUAUGAUCUCAACCCCGACACGGCCAAGAUCAAGACCUUCGAGGAAGGUCGAGUCGGUUGUUCCGUCCCUCCCGAUCUCGUCUUCGGUCUCGACUCCAAGCUAUUCCAGUUGACCGAGAAACAUCUUCUUGCAACGCCCGAAGAGAGCAGACACCACCACGACAAUGAAGUUGACAUCAUCCAAGUCUUCGCACCACGACAAGCCUCACCCACUCUCACCCACGACUCCCUCUCUACCUUCUUAACCUCCCUGCCCAAAGACGACUUCUACCGCGUCAAGGGCAUGCUUCGACUCCCUUCUAUCCCAUCCGAUGUCUGCGAGGCGUCACCAAUCAACACCUAUAUCCUCAACUACGCUUUCGGCCGAUGGGAGUUUACGCCGCUUGAGAAUGAGCCAUUGGAGGGUGGGGAUCAGGAUGUGAGGUUGACGGCGAUGUUGGCAAGGGGGAGUGCGAGGAUGGGAUCUUGGGCUGAUAAACUUGGUGCGGCGUUUGGUGGGGAGGCGAAGGGUGUGCAUGUUCACAAGCAUUACUAGACGAAAGACAAGAGGAAUGAUAACGGUAUUAGAUUUAGCAACUACCAUAUCGUACACCUCCACUCCCCAACGACAGGGCAAGGUCUACCAGUGAAGGUAGUGCGAAGGACACUCAUACCCACCCGGGUUAUUGUCCAAAUACUGCUGAUGAUAAUCCUCCGCAUCAUAAAACACUCCAGCCUCCCUAACCUCCGUCGCGAUCUUCUUUCCCUUAUAAUGCUCCUCCUGAACCUUUGCCAAGACCCUCUCCGCCUUCUCCUUCUGCUCCGGCGAGUGGUAGUAAAUAGCCGAGCGGUACUGGGUUCCGAUAUCGGGUCCUUGUCGGUUGAGUUGUGUGGGGUCAUG
Molecule: messenger RNA, 1439 nt
Organism: Saitoella complicata NRRL Y-17804
Lineage: Eukaryota; Fungi; Ascomycota; Saitoellomycetes; Saitoellales; Saitoellaceae
Product: cobalamin synthesis protein/P47K:Cobalamin synthesis protein-like protein/P47K
Exons: 2
Coding region: 39-1094 (351 amino acids)
Cellular component (GO): cytoplasm
Source: RefSeq, a predicted model, not a curated record